Molecule: messenger RNA, 1084 nt
Organism: Striga asiatica
Lineage: Eukaryota; Viridiplantae; Streptophyta; Magnoliopsida; Lamiales; Orobanchaceae
Source: the annotation of a GenBank genome assembly
CACCCUUCCAAGUCCUACAUUUUCUAAAAACCCUAUAGCUAAACCCUAAUAAAAUAAUUCCUCAAAAUCCCCCAAUUUCUCUUCCUCCCUCACCAAACGAUUCAAGCGACCUCACCAAACGAUUCAAGCGAAAAUGGACGAAUUGCAGAAAGCGUACCGCAGCGCCGUAUCGCAGGCGCAGGAAACGACUGCAAAAAUAAGUUCUUUAGCAUCUUCAUUAGAGAAGACCAACUCAGCUUCUCCGUCUCCUUCUUCUUCGUCUGGAAUCGGGCCGCCGUCGUAUUCGCUGUCCGCCGACCAGUCGCGACUGUUGCUGGCCCGGCCGCCGAGAAACUUCGUAUCGCUAUGGACCUGCUCGAAGCUUUGCGCUGUUUUUUUCGUUGCUGGAAUAUUUGUUGGUUACACACUGAAGAAACGUGUACGUCGCUGGGCAUCAAAACUUCUCAGGAGGUUGAAGGAUGACUAAAUUGUUCUAUAUGUGGAUGCUAUUGUUAUUUUUGUUCAGGUACAUGAAAACCUCGGAGGAUGUUUUGAAAAAUUUGAAGAUAUAAGUAUUUCGGGUAUUGCAACUGGUGAUGAUAUAUGCUGUUAAUUAAAAUUGUAGUCGAGAGUACGUAUGUCAAUGACACAGACAUGAUAUAUUUCGAUGAUUUGUCAUCCGCUACCUUUUCUUCCAUCCAAUGAGAGAAACUCUGCAUGCAGCUGCAUCUACAAGUUCAUACCUGUUCUUUUUCUCAAUUUACAUCCUUCCGAAAAGAAAUUAACGAUUUGGGCCAUUUGACUGUGCUGCUAGUAAGAAUAUUUUAUGCACUUACAUUUGCUGAAAUAAACGUAUAGUUUUAUCCUCCAUGUGUGGUUAGCUCCUCAUCGUUCUUGCUUCAGGAGUUUGUGAAAUUUGAAACUUGUUGAUGUCUUGUAAGGAAAAUACCUGCGCAUUGGCUGAGUUCCCUGUAUGUUAGAGCAAAACACUUCCUAGGUCAUGUCUUCUUAUAUUUUAUUAGUAUUCCAUAAUUUGGUCGUGUCUAGAAGAUUCCAGAUAAAAUCAAGAAUGUGGUAAAAAAUCUCUUCUUUCACCUAAGCAAGG